ACUCGCGCCCACACGGCCCUGCCACCUCUACAUACAUAGAGGUGCAUGACAGCUGCUGAGUACGCUUGUUCUGCACUCCAGAACUCCCAAUAGGCACUGUCCGCGUGCACACACGAAACACUCCCACCACCACCGCCAGUACAUCUAAGCAGCCUUUCCAAUGGACGCAGGCAGCAGCAGCAACAGCGCAGCAGCAGCAUCAGCAGCAGUAGGAGUAGUAGAGAACAGCAUUGGGACUGGGAAGUCCGCCACACAGAUCAAGUCUUCGACAGAGAGCAUGGUGACAGUACGACUUUCGGACGCGGAGCUGCCAGAGACCUGCACGACGACAUCCACGCCCUCGCCGACACCGACACUGAAGCUUGUGGACGAGAAAUCCGAGGAGUACAUACUCGCCGACAACGAGCCGAUGCGGAGCAGCUCUUCGCUCGAGGCAUUGAUGGAGGAGAUGGAGGAUCAGAACGAGUGCGAGGUGGAUAACUCGGUGGAUUGGGCGGGUCUGGAAAAGACGGAAGACGAGCACCCAAAAGAUCAAUCGGCAGAAGAGGGAACUGCUUUCCUUCUUGCGCGGCUCGAGCAGGAGAAUAAACGAUUGGAGAAGGAUCCGAAAGCUAUGAUCAUCCAUCCCGAGAGACCACCAUCUCUCUCCAAGCUGAGGCAGAUGAUGGAUAAUCCCGACCCCAACACCCUGCGCUAUUCGAUGCUGCCGGCCCCGCCGCCGCUGACCGAUCUCGACUUUUAUGCGGCGCUGGUGGCCGAUUACAACAGGGCGGCAUCGAAGCUGCCGUAUCUCCUGAGCAAGAAGAUCCGCGAGGGUGUCCCACCUCCGCUCAGAGGAGUCGUGUGGACCGCCAUGUCCGGCGCCAGAGACUGCAAUCUGGAAGGAUUGUACGAUCAAUUGCUCGGCGAAACAUCGCCGUACGAGCAGUUGAUCGGUAAAGACGUUGGCCGGACCGGUCUCGAGAUGUUCAGUCAAGAGGGAGGAGAGGGGCAGCGCAUGCUGGGCAGAGUCCUGAGGGCUUUCAGCAUAUACGAUACGCAGAUUGGAUACUGUCAAGGACUUGGGUUCUUGGUCGGUCCGCUUUUGAUGCAUAUGGGCGAAAGGGAGGCGUUCUGUGUGCUUGUCCGGCUGAUGGAGCAUUACGACCUUCGGUCUUGCUUCCUUCCUAAUCUGUCCGGGUUGCAGCUGCGGAUGUACCAAUUCACGCAGUUGAUGGCCACCCACCUCCCCGACCUCGCUAACCACCUCGACAAUCUGGGUAUCCAGCCGACUUAUGCUUCGCAGUGGUUCCUCUCCUUUUUCGCCGUCACGUGUCCGUUGCCCAUGCUGUUCCGGAUCUACGACGUGAUCUUCGCCGAGGGCGCCACGGAGACGAUGAUGCGCGUGGCGCUCUCGCUGAUGCGUCGCAACCAAAAGAGGAUUCUGGCGGCGGCAGAGUUCGAGGAUGUGAUGCAGAUGCUGCUUUCGAGGUCGCUGUGGGAUGCUUUCCAGUGUAACGCCGACGACCUCGUCCAGGAUUUCGUGGGGCAGUCUGGGAUAGUCACCCGGGAUAUCCUGGCGGACCUGGAAAGGAAAUACAAGGACGUCAACUCGGAUGAAAUGGUCAAACUUACCCCUGCGAAGUCGCAGACCUCGGAACUGCAAGCCGCUGCGUCCAGGUUUCUCGGAAGACUGUGGGGGGGCGCGACAAACGUUACGUUGUCCGUUCCGUCCAGACCUUCGAGCACCAUCGUCAUGCAGAGAUCACCGUCAAAACAUAGCCUAUCGACACUCAACUCCUUCGACACCACCGAGAGCGGGACCACGGAUGCAACGACGAUGUCGCGGUGUUCUUCCAUCAACGACGACCGCCGGCUAUCGACCCGAUCGAUCGGGUCCCGCAAAGCCAACAAGGACCUCGAGCUCCACAACCAGAUCGAAGAUCUCCUCGUUGCGCUCAGCGGUCUGCAACGCGAACACGCUACGAAGAUGGAUGAACUCCACGCCGUCAGGGAGUCCCGAGAAGAGGAACGGAAGCUCACGAAGCGACUGGUCGAGCUGUUGGGCAGUGGGUCCAGCGACGAAGAGGAGAGCGUGGACGAGAUCAGCGAUCUGUGCGACCAGAUCUCGGACCGAAUCGAGAAGGAGGAGUCCGAGGAGACGCUCGAGGCAUCACGAUCAGCUGCGACACAGCUCUCGCGAGAACUCCAGCAGGUGCGAGAGCAACUUUCGCGGGAAAUGAUCAAAUCCCGAAACCUUGCGAACCGUCUGGCGGAACAGGACGCCGAUGUGGUCAGGUUAAAGAGCCAGCUGCUCGAUACCCGCGGGAAAUGGCAGGAUAUCCAGAAAGAAAACCAGCAGCUCCAGAAAUCGCUCAGCGACAUGCGGCAGAGGCGGGGCAGCGAGGACUGCCCCACGUCCCCUGGCGAUUCUAAGAGUUCCGGAGGUGGAGGAGGAGGACUCCGUGAGCUCCGGCUGGGCCGCUCGAAUUCAGGAUCCAAGAAAAGCCCCAUGCCUCCGCCAAUCUUCAACAAGCGAUCUAGCAGUCUCGGGAUGCAGUCGAUCCUUGCCCAGUCCGAGAAUCAUGCGCCGCCACCCGAAGACGCGCUGCUCUUGGAGCUGGUGGCGGCCAAAACUGCGGAGGCCGUCGCAAAACAGGAGGCCGAGGAGGCGAAGGCGAAAUUGGAAGCCCUAAGGAAGGUUCUCACUGGUACCGCUACCGCCGUCACAAAUGUUACGCCAGGAUAUCUCGGUGGCUCCUCGGGGUUCCCGUUCGCAUCUGCCGCGAGCUCGCCUACUGUCACCACACCCGGUAGUGCCACAAGUGGCGGCGGCGGCGGAUGGUUCGGUGGUGGAUGGGGAGCCAAGCGGACAGCGAGUGUAGACUCGCGAUAGCUCUGAAUCUUCCACUUCCUUGGGUACCGGUGUGGAUAGGAUAUAUUUGGUGUUUUGUUGUGGGUUUUUUUUCAUAUCUUUUUUUUCCGGAUGGUUUGGUUUGUUUGGUUGAAUGGAUAUUUGGAUUGGAUUUUUCUUUACUGUUUGUGGCGACAUACCCCCCUCCCUCACUCCCCCCUCCUCCAUCAAGUCGAGUCUUCUACACACGUUUUUCACGGCUGCAAUGGAGUAAUCUGUCGUUUCUCUUUGUCUCUUUGUCUCUUUUUCUCUCUUCACAUUCGUGUACAUAUACCUUCCUUUCACUGUUAUUAUACCUCCUAUAA
Tricharina praecox is the source of this 3198-nucleotide messenger RNA. Its product is annotated as rab-GTPase-TBC domain-containing protein. The record is from RefSeq and is a predicted model, not a curated record. NCBI's taxonomy places the organism in Eukaryota, Fungi, Ascomycota, Pezizomycetes, Pezizales, Pyronemataceae. The transcript has 5 exons. Bases 161 to 2875 code for a protein of 904 amino acids.